AUGGAUAUGGACCAUGGACAUGGGGACAUGGAUAUGGGCGGACAGUGCAACAUGAACAUGCUAUUCACCUGGUCUACCAAGGACCUCUGCAUCGUCUUCAGUCAAUGGCAUAUCACCGGCCCCUUCUCCCUCCUGAUAUCCCUGAUUGUCAUAGUGCUUUUGACAGCGGGCUACGAGGGCGUCCGGCAGGCCACCCGGAAAUAUGAAGCUGCCCAUGCACAGCGUCUGAACGCUUUCUCGGCAACAACAGCUACGAUUGCUGGACUGGAGCCCUCAUUGACGAACGGUGUGCAAGGCAAUGAGUUCGCCGACGAGUCCGCCACCGCCAACGUUUCCUCUAGUCAAACCCCCAACGAGAGCUCACCGCUAGUUGCAGGUAGGGAUAACAGACGGGCCGUGGAGCAAAGAGGCAAGAUCACCCUUGCAGCCUUGUAUGCCGUGCAGGUGUUCUAUAGCUUCUUCAUCAUGCUGCUGUUCAUGACGUAUAAUGGGUUCGUCAUGCUUGCAGUUGCUGUUGGUGCUUUCGUCGGAUAUCUGGUCUUUGGAGAUAACCAGUCAGCCGCUAAGACGGUUGCUUGUCAUUGA
Molecule: messenger RNA, 585 nt
Organism: Aspergillus novofumigatus IBT 16806
Lineage: Eukaryota; Fungi; Ascomycota; Eurotiomycetes; Eurotiales; Aspergillaceae
Product: low-affinity Cu transporter
Exons: 4
Coding region: 1-585 (194 amino acids)
Biological process (GO): copper ion transmembrane transport
Cellular component (GO): membrane
Molecular function (GO): copper ion transmembrane transporter activity
Source: RefSeq, a predicted model, not a curated record